Molecule: messenger RNA, 576 nt
Organism: Theileria annulata
Lineage: Eukaryota; Apicomplexa; Aconoidasida; Piroplasmida; Theileriidae
Product: ribosomal protein L18, putative
Exons: 3
Coding region: 1-576 (191 amino acids)
Source: RefSeq, a predicted model, not a curated record
AUGAAGAAAUUAUGGAUAAUAAUAAUAUAUAUUGGAUAUGUAAAUAGUUUUAUAAAUAAUAAAAUAAUAAAUAAUAUCAAUAAUAAAUUAUUUUUAACUAAAAGAAGUCAAUUAUAUGGUUAUCCAAAACCUAGAAAAUUAUAUAAAAAAGGAAAUUGGUAUAAUAUAUUUGAUGAAGAAAUAGAAAAAGUAGAAUUGGGUAAACCAUGUAAAAAAUUAACAAAUGAUAUAAUUCAAGGUAAAAGAAGAUUAAGAUUUACAUUAAAAAAGACUAAAAAACAAAUGUAUGCAACUAUUGUUGAUGAUAUAACACAUGAUGUACUUUGUUUUGUUUCUACUAAUUUCAAAUGUUAUUCACAUAUUUUUGGUACUAUACCAACUAAACAAUGUAAUACAAAUUUAUUCAGUUACGGUUUUACGUUACGGUUUGGAUAUGAAAGAAAUAAAGGUGGUACAAUAAAAGCAGCAUAUGAAUUAGGAAAAUUAAUUGGUAAACAAGCACUUUCUAAAGGAAUUUCCAAAGUCUAUUUUGAUCGUAAUCAUUACAAGUAUUUUCAUUUCCAAUUCAUUAAUUAA